AUGGCUUUGGUAAACAUUACAACGGUGGGAUGUAAUCAAACAAGAAGCACUCUAGGAUGUAAUUUCACAUAUCAAAAAGAAAAGAAUAAUUCGACAAACAUCGACUGGACGAAGAUCGGGCUAUUUUUUGAGCGACUGGAGAUAUCAAUGAAAAUUUUAUUGACUUUUAUCAUUAUUUCAACUAUUCUGGGAAAUACUAUGGUUUUGAUUGCGACCUGGAAAGAAAGAAGUCUUCAUCAACCAAAUAAAUAUUUCAUCGCUUGUUUGGCUGUCGCUGAUCUUUUGGUUGGUUUAGUGUUAGCACCACUGAAGGUGUAUCAAAUGCGUCAUGAUAACGUAUCGCGAUCAAAAAUGUCGAUUCACCUUUGUCGUUUCAUGGUGUGGAUAGAUACCUUCGCCUUAACGACAUCCAUUUAUACACUGACAUUCAUCAGUUUCGACCGAUAUCUUAAAAUCAGCAAACCGCUGCAGUAUAAAUCCUUGAUGACAAGUUCCAUUGCGACGAAAGUAAUUUUCAUCAUUAUUUUCAUUUCAACUGCCUUUGCCACUUACUCCGCAACACCUCAAUCGGGUAGCAGCGGAAUUCUGAUCACAGGAAACGGGCCGUGUCUUCAAGCCGAUCCUAGAGAAUACUACCUCCUUUUGUUCAUAAGUGUGUUUCUUCUACCUAUCCUCGUUAUAUCAAUUAUGUAUGCUUUGAUUUUUCUUGUGGCACACAGGCGACAAAAAAGGUGGCAAAAUGGCGAACUGGGCCAAACCUCGACUAACCUUAACGAGCAAACUGCCACUCUUCGACAAGAUAUGAAAGUGAUUCGAAUGUUGGUGAUCAUUAUGGGAGUAUUUAUACUUUGCUGGAGUCCUUGGUUUGUUUUGAUCUCCUACUUGUUGUUUGGUGAUCUUUUGAAUUUAAAUAAAUGGUACAAGAAUAUGAGCGACAUCUACUGGGGCAACAUAAUUUAUCAAGCAGCAAAUACGCUCCCGCUAUUCAACAGUCUCUGCAAUCCAAUCAUUUAUGCUUGGCUAGACCAAAAGUACAGGGAAGCCUUCAAACAUCUGUUUCGUCAAACCGUUAGUUGGUUUAGAUCGAGAAUCAGGUGA
Molecule: messenger RNA, 1098 nt
Organism: Dendronephthya gigantea
Lineage: Eukaryota; Metazoa; Cnidaria; Anthozoa; Malacalcyonacea; Nephtheidae
Product: trace amine-associated receptor 3-like
Exons: 1
Coding region: 1-1098 (365 amino acids)
Biological process (GO): G protein-coupled receptor signaling pathway
Cellular component (GO): membrane
Molecular function (GO): G protein-coupled receptor activity
Source: RefSeq, a predicted model, not a curated record